Messenger RNA from Xenopus tropicalis (tropical clawed frog), 3774 nucleotides. RefSeq names its product cAMP-dependent protein kinase catalytic subunit-like. Gene Ontology annotation, molecular function: transferase activity; protein serine/threonine kinase activity; protein kinase activity. The coding region runs from base 40 to 2724 and encodes 894 amino acids. The transcript is spliced from 18 exons. The record is from RefSeq and is a predicted model, not a curated record. Lineage: Eukaryota; Metazoa; Chordata; Amphibia; Anura; Pipidae.
CUUCUUUACAUAUGUCCUUUCUUUGUAGGAAGAAAAAAGAUGUUAAAUAGUCUACAUAAAUUGACUAGCGGCAUCUUCAAAAAAAGAAGCAAUGAUCCAAAUAACACAGAGACUGUGAAUAAUUUACCAGGCCUUUCUAAAUCAAAGAAAUCAUCGGAUACAGAAUCACCGUCAGUAUUUCAAAGACUGAGUUAUUUCACAAGAAAUAACUUCAGAAGAAGCGACAAGACGACGGAUGCUACAUACAGACCUGUAACUAAUUUCCCAGGGCCUAGUUUGUCAAAGAAAGCUUCAGGAUCAAUAUUUAAAAGACUAAGCAACGCUACUAGAAAUGUGUUCCAAAGAAGCAAUGUGGUCCAACCCCGGAAUACAAAUGCCAAGGAAUCCACUGAGAAGAAAUUGGCAUAUCCAUGGGGGCAAAAUAGAGACCGUUCAACAGAAAAGAAGCAAACUGUUAAUAAGAAAAAAGACCCUUCACCCUCAAAACAAGCAAAGGAGCAUGUACAAAAAGGGCAGAAAAAUAACCCAUUGCUUGUGAAACCAAAGGGGAAGGUAACAGAUAAACAGAAAAUAGACCCAUCACCUGCAAAACAGCAGGGAGCUAUACAGAAGAAACAAGAUCCAUUGCCCAUAAAACAGACUAAGGAGAAUGUUCCAAAAGGGCAAGGAACUUUACCAAAGAAAAAAGACCUUUCGCCUGCAAAACAGGCAAAGGAUAAUGCACCAAGAGGACGGGAAACAGUUAGGAGAAAACAAAACCCACCCCCUUCCAAAGAGAUAAAGACGAAUGUGCAAAAAGGACAGAAAAAAGAUAUUUCACCAGCAAAACAGACAAAGGAUAAUAUAUCAAAGGGGCAGGAAACUGUGCAGAAGAAAAAGGACCUUUUACCUGCAAAACAGGGAAAGGAAAUUGUACCAAGGGCAUGGGAAACUGUGCAGAAGAAAAGAGACCCAUCGCCGGCCAAACAACCAGAAAAGAAUUUACAAAAAUGGCAGAAACCAGUACAGCGCAAAAGAGAUCCUUCACCUGGAAAACAGGGAAAGGAAAUUGUACCAAGGGCAUGGGAAACUGUGCAGAGGAAAAGAGACCCAUCGCCCGUCAAACAACCAGAGAAGACUGUACAAAGAUGGCAGAAACCAGAGCAGCGCAAAAUAGAUCCUUCACCUGCAAAACAGGCAAAGCCUGUUUUAACAAGAGCGCAGGAAACUGUGCAGAAGAAAAUAGACCCAGUUCCUGCAAAACUGAUAGAACCAACUCGAAAUAUAGCAAAAGGGCAAGUGAUUGUGCAAAAGAAAAUCGACCCUUCUCCUGUGAAACAGACAGUAAACAAUAUCCAGAGAGAGAAGGUAGAAAACGCUUUGCCCAUAAAACAGCAAAAGGAUAAUGUACAGAAAGUGCAGAACAUCGUCCGAAGGAUAGAUGUUUUGCCUGCGAAAACAACAAAUACUUUACCAAAUAAGGAAAUAGCUGAAAAUAAGAGAAAGGUCCAGUUACCAAAAGAACAGAAAAAAGUUAUACAGGAUAAAGACCUUUCACCUAUGAAUAAGAUAGAAAACCAGACACCUCAAAGGCAAAAGUCUGUGAAGCAGGAUAAAAACAAAACAUCACAGACAGGGAAAAAACAUUUAAAGGUUCAAUUUGUGGAACCUGUUGAUUCUCCCAUUGCCAAGCCUCAAAUUACCCAAACACAGCCAGAGAAUCAGAAGUGUGUUAAACAAAGUUCUCUGACGAGUGUUCAAGACUACCGUCUUGGUCGUAUGCUAGGCGAAGGAAGUUUUGGCAGGGUCUUCCUGGCUCUGCACAAACCUUCGAAAAGAAACGUUGCCAUAAAAGCAUUACGCAAGACGCAUAUUCACAAUUGUGGUUUAACUAAAAGUGUUAUGCUUGAAAAGAAAAUCCUGAAAAUGGUCACUGUGGUCCAACAUCCUUUCUUGCUUGGAUUAUUUGCUGCCUUCCAGACUGAACACCACCUGUGCUUAGUGACAGAGUAUUCAGCUGGAGGUGACCUACAUGAUGCCAUUAAGAAAAAGAUAUCACAGGAGAGCAUUGUAUUUUAUGCUGCCUGCAUUGUUAAUGGCUUGCAGUACCUACACAGCAAAAGAAUUGUUCAUAGAGAUUUAAAGCCAGAGAAUAUCCUUCUGGAUAAGAGAGGUUACGCAAAAAUUGCUGAUUUUGGACUCUCAGUAGAAGGAAUCGGCUAUGAUGAUAUUAUCACUGGAAGAUGUGGAACACCAAACUUUAUGGCCCCAGAAAUGUUCACACAACCCUACUAUACCCGAGCAGUGGACUGGUGGGCCUUAGGUGUGAUUAUUUAUGAAAUGGCUACUGGAGAGUUGCCAUUUGACUCAGGAGACGAAAAAAUAAUGACUGCGAAUAUUGUUUUUAAAGAACCUUAUUAUCCUGCAGACCUUCCUAAAGAUACUCGCAGCAUAAUUGAAGCACUCCUGUAUAAAGCUGCACCAUCACGUCUUGGCUCAAGCAGACAUGGUGCUGAAGAUGUAAAAGCACAUCCUUUCUUUAAGAACAUAAAUUGGGAGGCUCUAACAAAUAAACGACUCAGGCCCCCGGUUACCCCCAAGGCUUCUGCAAAACCUAAUACAAACAAGCCUAUCUUAACAGAUGAUAAAAAUAACAAACCAAUAGCAGAGGCAAUCCAAGGGGCAUUUAAAGAAUUUGAUGAGACAGAGAUUACUUGCGGCAAAGUUAAGAAAAGCAAAAAAUAAAAGUUUAGCAAGACCAACCUAUCCAAAAAGAUCCUCGUGAAAACAGGAGCCUUAUAUAACUAAAAAGGUAAGCUUUAGUGAUGGGAUUUGUACCUAUCUACAUCUGUGUUUAUUUGUAUACACACAGUAGAGCAGUGUUCUACACAUCAAACUAUAUUACUAGUUCUUAUUCCUAAAAGAUGAUCACAGGUUGUUUGUAUUUGCACACUGAAAUAUGUCUGCCAACUGCAGAAACUGCUGCAAAUAGUGUGCCUUGUUGGGUAUUUAUAGAACCCUAAUACCUCCUUUUUAAUCAGAAAUUAAACCUUUACAUAACAUGAUGUUUACUUGUUCCCAUUGCUGAAAUGUAAAACAUAUCUCAGCAUUGUGUGAAAAAUUGUGUAAUACAGCAGUCAUCCUUGUCACCUUAGGCCUAUAUCAUUCAUUCUAUAGAUGUCUGUUAAACAUCUAGCCAUUUUAUGGAGGGGCUAGGACCGAACUGAGCAUUUUCUGAGCUACUAUACUGUAACAACAGUAAAAACGAUAAAUGUAUUUAUACAUUUAUGGAUAUGGAUAUAAAUAUAUAAGACCUGAAUUGAACAGUGCAACUUUUUUUUAGGGAGGGAGGGAGGAGAGCUCCUGUGCUGGCUGUGGAUGCCGAGGCAGCUGUAAGAUAAAAGGCGAGGAAAGAGCUAAAGCUAAGAAGUCGCUGAAGGGAGAGAUUCACUCUUCAUGGAACAACAUCAAAAAGAACUUUUUGUUUGCUACUGAAGUAACAAUUUGAGAAUAAGGAACAUACAUAUGAGAGCCUAAAACUCACAGCACACCUUAAUGACUGUGAAGAUUUUCAUUCAUCCCGUUGAACUGAAGAAGCGGCUCGGAUGAGAAGUGAAACAUCUUCAAUGUUGCGCUGGAUUUAUUUAUACUAGAUAGCACACCUUAAUGUAUAUUAAAAGUGCUACCAAGCGCUUGUGUGCAUGUACCUUAAAUCAAUAUAUGUUAUACCAAAUUGUUUAUAUAAAGCAGCAAAUUAAAUAUGUAUUUAUUAUUACUAUUAUUUUGUUCAAUAUU